This is a messenger RNA of Suillus plorans, 1597 nucleotides long. Its product is annotated as ribosome biogenesis protein YTM1. NCBI's taxonomy places the organism in Eukaryota, Fungi, Basidiomycota, Agaricomycetes, Boletales, Suillaceae. The record is from RefSeq and is a predicted model, not a curated record. Gene Ontology annotation, cellular component: preribosome, large subunit precursor. Gene Ontology annotation, molecular function: protein binding. The transcript is spliced from 4 exons. Bases 63 to 1349 code for a protein of 428 amino acids.
UGAAUCUGAUACUUAGACGGUUUCACUGAACGAGUGUACCGGUAUCGAGCUCACCAUCAACCAUGGCGUCAUUACCAUCCGCAGUGCCCUCGCACCCAGUCGUAUUCACGACUCAAACACCCUAUACACUCCCCUCCCAAAAAUUCAUGAUCCCCUUGGACUGGAAACGCUACCAGCUCUCCCAACUCAUCAACAAAGCACUCGACCUCCCCAAGCCUAUUCCAUUUGACUUCCUUGUCCAUGGCGAGAUUCUUAGAACGUCCCUUUUAGAAUGGCGCACAGAAAAAGGUGUGGGAGAGGAAGAUACUUUAGAGAUCGAGUAUUUUGAGAGUGUAAUGCCCCCUCAGCGGAUGUCCGAGCUUCCGCACGAGGAUUGGGUAUCUUCAGUGUCAUGUCGAAUACCUCAACACUUCGUCACAGCAUCCUAUGACGGUCACCUACGUCUCUUCGACUAUUCGCAAAAUCUGGUUCUUGAUGCCUCUGUGCACCAAUCACCCAUCACUUCCGUCUGCAUAGUACCAUCCCCGCCAUCAGACAUCGAGUCUCGCAUUCUAGCGAGUUCGUCGCAUGACCUCACUGCGUGUCUUACGCGCAUAUAUCUGGACUCAGAGACUCCCACUGCAUCCACUGUCGCUUCUCUACAUCUUCACACCAGCCCACUAUCCUCCAUAUCUACUGAUGCAUCUGGUUCACACCUCCUCACCUCUUCGUGGGAUGGCCUCAUCGGUGUCUGGGAUACUUCAAUACCCGAUGACCACCAAGUCAAUUUGGAGCGCGGAGAUGAUAGAAAAAAGCGGCGUAAGACUGCACCCGCAAACAUAAAACGGAAAGCACCCAUAGCAGUACUAAAAUCGCACACUGCACGCGUGUCAAAAGCAAUUUUUGCUGCAGGUGAGCCUGCGAAAGGUAAGGCCUAUAGCUGUGGUUUUGACUCGACGGUGCGAACCUGGGAUGUCGAAAGUGGUGUAUGUAUGAAUACUAUUAACGUGCCUGAGCGUCCGAUGCUCGACCUUGCUGAAACCCCCGAUGGGAACGUUCUCCUCGCUGCAUCCACGGACCGCACCGUGUCCAUCUUCGACCUCCGUGUUUCGUCCCUCUCAUCCUCCACAGGCGUUAUGAUGCACCCCGCGACUCCAUCCUGCAUUGCCACAUCUGAAAGUGGGAAAAAUCAGGUUGUUACUGGCAGUUAUGAUGGCGUUGCGCGUUUGUGGGACAUGCGGAGCACGAAAGGCGCUGUGACCAGUUUCAGGGUAUGGGAUGGGAUGAAGGUGCUUGCGGUGGAUUGGGCUGGGGAUGUGGUGGGCAUUGGAGGCGAGGGCGGGAUGGAGGUAUGGAGAAUAGCCGGGUGAUCCUAGGUUUGUUAAAAAAAAUUCAAUCGCCUGGAGUUGGAUCGAGUCGCCUUGACUUCGGCGCAUUGAAGCCAGAUAUCUGCCAAAGUUUGGCAAGAUGCGAAAUUCAUCAGGUUUGCACGUACCUACUAUGAGUAGUACUGCUGUGUCGUUCACCCUAGGCUGUGAACUACAUGAGAGGCUCCGAGUAGACCUGGCGUUUGAUGUGUUUGAAUGCUAAAGUGCUAAUGAAUGGCGAAUUAUUAUAC